Molecule: messenger RNA, 2473 nt
Organism: Orbicella faveolata
Lineage: Eukaryota; Metazoa; Cnidaria; Anthozoa; Scleractinia; Merulinidae
Cellular component (GO): nucleus
Source: RefSeq, a predicted model, not a curated record
ACUUGUGUGAUUUGACUUUCAGUCAUGUCAUUGAUUUGCCUGUUGCUCUUUUGUUCUUUUUCAGGUGGAGAAAGCAGUAAAAUCCCAAGGAGCCAGUAACAGCAUUCUUAAAAAGUCCAAGACAGUUUUUACAAAUAUUGACAAUGAAGAAGUAAUAGAUGUUGAUGAAAGUAACACUAGUUUUGAUAUCAUCGAUAGUGGUAGUGAUAAUGGUGAUGAUGACGAGGUUGAUGAGGAUGAGUUUGGUUGUGAUGAUGUUGCUGAGGACCCUAUAGGAAGUUUUUCUGACUUAAAUCGAGAUGGCUUUGGUGAAAUUAAUCGUGGAACAAAACUUGAUAUCUCUGAACAGAAGGAAAGUUCUUUGUCAAGCAAGAUGGGCCUUUUCAAUGGAGAAAUGGUGGAACACUCAAAUGGAUCAGAAAUCAGUGAGGUGUACCAAACUGAGAAAUUCAGUUCUCAUAACAAGAGAGAGCAUAGUAGUAAUGACGAUAAUGGGCAUACUGGUAGCAGUGAUAAUGAUGAUGAUGAUGAGGAGGAGGAGGGUGAUAGUAAUGAUAAUGACAGUUAUGCUUAUAAUGAUUUACAACACAGAUCUGUUGAAGGAGAGACACACGCUGUGAAAUCUGACUCUGAGAGUGACUCAUCAGUAGAAUUAACCAGACCCAGGUUCAGGAGGACCCACAAAAGUAAUUUCAUUGACGUUAUCAGUAUUUCAGAUAGUCCUGUGCAAAGCAGGGAUGUUCCCUAUAUCGCACAAUCUUCUAGGAAUGUCGUCAAAGACAUCAGUAUCUCUCUAGAUAGUCCGGUAAAGACCAGUGAGGUGUCCAGUGUUGAGAAAUCUUGUUCUCAUAGCAACAGUGAAGAGUACUUUGACAAUUUAAAUGACAGUAAAGGAGAUGAUGACAUCUGCAGUGUCAAUGAUAAGUGUUUUGACGAUAGCUAUGAAAUUCAACAAGAGCCAGACCGUUUAACACCCCUGUUGGUUAACUCCCAUGAAGUAGAUGGUGAUGAUGAAAGUAACUUAUCAAGAGAAUCAACCAGCCCUAAGUCCAGCAGGAAUGAUCAGAGCAAUGACAACUUUGAAGGCAUCAUUAUUUCUAGUCUUAUAAAUCCAAACAAGAUGCCCAGUGUUGCAGAAUAUCAUUCAACACCCCUCUUGGUUAACUUCAAUGAAAGAGAUGGUAACAGUGAGAGUGACCUGUCCACAGAAUUGUCCAGCCCCAAAUCCAGCAAUAACAUCAUUGAGAAUAUCGACAUUGCUGACAGUCCUGUAAAGACCAGAGACGUGUCCCUUAGUGAGGAAUUGGGUUCCCAUAGUUACAAUGAAGAGUACUGUGACAAUGGAAAUGGUAACAAUGAACAUGAUGACGCUGACAAUGAUGAUGACGACGAUGCUAAUGAAGAUGUUAGGAACAAGGGUACUGAACAAGAUCUACACCAUUUAGCGUCGCUCUUGGUUAAGUCCAAUGAAAUAGAUGGUGGUAGUGGAGGUGACGUAUCGACAGACUUAAUCCACCCUCCUAAGUCUAGGAGUGAUUACAGUAACACAUGUAUCAUGAUUGAAGAUGUUAGUGUUUCAGACAGUCCUGUAAAGACUGGUGAAGUGUCCACUGUUGAGGAGUCUUAUUCUCACAAUAAUAGCAAAAGGUGCUCUGAUGAUGAAGACAACAAUGCUGGACAUGAUGGCAUUGAUGAUGAUUAUGAGAAUGAAGACAAUGUUUUUGAAGAUAUCGAGGAUAAUGAAGCAAAGUCACACCAUUUGGCAUCCCUCUUGAUUAACUCCCAUGAAGUACAUGGUGACGAUGAAAGCAACUUAUCAACAGAAUCAACCAGACCCAAGUCUAGCAUGAAUGAUGACAGCAGUAAUGGAAUUGAAGAUGCCUCAUUUCCUGAUAGCUCGUUAAAAUCUAUGCACAGCUUAAGUGCAAGGCUCUUCAAGAAAUAUAAUCCAGAGAAGAGUGAAAGCGACAUGGAUGACUUUGAACUUUUCUUGCAGAAAAUUAGGACUCCUAAACCAUCAGAGUUGUAUGAUGGAAGGAAAAAAAGAGAAGAAAGCACAAAUGAGUUUAUUGUGGCUGAUGAUGAUGAUGAUGAUGAUGAAGAUCAGGAAGAUGACAUGUUUUUUGAUCCUGGGUUCACCCCAGAACUGGAGGAAAUAUCUGAUGAUGGCAAGGAAAAUGAAGACAUUGAGAUAGCAACUCCAGCCACAAGUUCUACCCUUUUUAAGACACCUACUUCAAGUAAGAUUUUUUUUUAUUUAUUUACUCUGUACAUAUUACAUUACAAUCACAGAAUACUUACAUUACAAAGCUUACAAUUUACAACACAGUACUAAAAUCGACUUAUAAUUUGCUACAUUCCUAGUUAACAAUUAUCACUUGCAAAAUGUUAUUUUACAUUAACUUCUUACAGUACGCCAUAUUACUUCCAGACUUUACUCACUACAUACGACAUAACCUACUUACAAAACGUU